Messenger RNA from Macrosiphum euphorbiae (potato aphid), 285 nucleotides. The record is from the annotation of a GenBank genome assembly. Lineage: Eukaryota; Metazoa; Arthropoda; Insecta; Hemiptera; Aphididae.
AUGGGAAAUGUUCCCCUCAUCCAAAGCAAGGCAAGGAGAGUCAGUCCUUCCAAAACAUUUAACGUGUCAAUACUCACAGCCAUCGAGCCCAGUAACAGACACAGAAGACUCCGGACCACCAACGACGACCAUAUAUAUUGUAUGCAUUGUAUCAAACGACGAUUAAUUCUCUGCGGGAGUUCGAUACGCAUCAACCAGCGAUCAGUCUACGACCUAGUCGACACUCGGCCACCAAGAGUUGUAUCAACCGAUGAUCGGUCUACGAGUUUGUCGCUCCACGACUAA